Carassius auratus (goldfish) is the source of this 3488-nucleotide messenger RNA. Its product is annotated as Schwann cell myelin protein-like. Gene Ontology annotation, biological process: cell adhesion. The transcript has 11 exons. Gene Ontology annotation, molecular function: sialic acid binding. Bases 533 to 2560 code for a protein of 675 amino acids. The record is from RefSeq and is a predicted model, not a curated record. Gene Ontology annotation, cellular component: plasma membrane. Lineage: Eukaryota; Metazoa; Chordata; Actinopteri; Cypriniformes; Cyprinidae.
UUUAUAAACUUGUAAUAAAAUAUUAAGAUGGAAUAUAUGUGUAUUUAAUGUAUGUAUGUGUGAAAUACUUUAUAGUUAUUAAUCUAAUCACUUUUGUGCUGUUUUAUAGACUCUCUGAUAACAAAUAAAUAUUUCAUUUUCUUCACUGUCUUCUAAAAUUUACUGAACAUUGAGGUUUUUAAAUGAAUAUGUCCUGUAUGAAACACACAUACUGCUUGUUUUACUAUAAUUCUGUCCAUUUAAAUCAGUCCACAUGUGAAUCAAGAGUUGAAUAAAUUAAAUUAAAUAAAAUACAUUAAAAUAAGUGAUUGUUGAAGCACGUGCGUGUUUAAAGGUUCAGCAUGUGUGUUGAUACUGACACAGGAAAUUCAGUCAGUAUAUGAAGUUACAGACUGUUCACACGACACACUUUCACACGGUUUCAAAUCAGCAGCAGCUCAGGACUUGACAUCAAUAAAUACAAAUCAUUUUAUGCAUGUAAAUACUAACGUGUACAAGAGUGUUUCAGACAGGAUUGUCUGUUACUGAAGAGAUGGACAUGGCAGAGAAAAUAAUUAUUUUCUGUUUUCUGUUAGAAGGUGUUUGCUGUGGAGAUUUCAACAUCUAUCUGCCAGAGAAGAUUAAAGCUCUCAGUGGAUCUUGUGUGAUCAUAAAGUGCAGAUUUGAGAUUAAAGAAGAAUUUGACAAAGACCUCACCGAGAGAGCUACAGGAGUGUGGUUCAAAGAUGGGACUGAAGCGAACAAAAAUGUAGUGUUUAACUCAAGGACAUCAAGCAGAAACUUCUUAAUUAGAGGAAAUAUAACUGGAAAAUUAAAAGAUAAGGACUGCACCACUGUAUUUUAUGACCUCAGAUCAAAUCACAAAGGUCAGUAUUUCUUCAGGAUUGAGGGUGAAGGUAAACUGAAAGAGACCUAUAGACAAGCCAAUGUUUCAAUAAAUGUGAUUGAGUCUCCUCCCAAACCCAGAGUGCAGCUGUAUGUGGAGCAGAAGGAGGUGCAGGGCCAGGAGGAGGUGUUGGAGGUGUUGGAGGGGAGCUCUGUGAGUCUGCGCUGCUCUGCUGAGACUCUCUGCUCCUCUCCUCCACCAACUCUCACAUGGAGCUCCACUCCCAGAAUCCCCCUCAGUGAGAGCAGCAGACUACAGGAGCUCAUCUCUGAUCUGAACUUCACUGCUACUCACCGUGAGCACGGAGUCACUUUCACCUGCACUAUAACCUACCAGCUACAGGACAAGUACAAAACAGAACAGGACAGCAUCGCACUACAUGUUCAGUAUUCACCCAAAAACACAGCAGUGUCUGUGCUUCCCUCCAGCUCUGUGUUGGAGGGCAGUUCAGUGACUCUGAUCUGCAGCAGUGAUGCAAAUCCAGCAGUGAACUACACCUGGUCCAGAGAGAGUGAAGGACAGUUGAAGCAGCUGCAGACUGGAGACACUCUUACCUUCAAUAGGACCGACCCGACACACAGAGGCUGGUACCACUGUACAGCUCAGAACCAACACGGCAGCCAAAACUCAUCAGUGAUGCUGGACAUUCAGUAUGCCCCAAAAAUCAUGUCAGCUUUAGCGAUUCCCUCCAGCUCUGUGUUGGAGGGCAGUUCAGUGACUCUGAUCUGCAGCAGUGAUGCAAAUCCAGCAGUGAACUACACCUGGUCCAGAGAGAGUGAAGGACAGUUGAAGCAGCUGCAGACUGGAGACACUCUUACCUUCAAUAGGUCCGACCCGACACACAGAGGCUGGUACCACUGUACAGCUCAGAACCAACAUGGACACCACAACUCAUCAGUGAUGCUGGACAUUCAGUAUGCCCCAAAAAACAUGUCAGCUUUAGCGAUUCCCUCCAGCUGUGUGUUGGAGGGCAGUUCAGUGACUCUGAUCUGCAGCAGUGAUGCAAAUCCAGCAGUGAACUACACCUGGUCCAGAGAGAGUGAAGGACAGUUGAAGCAGCUGCAGACUGGAGACACUCUUACCUUCAAUAGGACCGACCCGACACACAGAGGCUGGUACCACUGUACAGCUCAGAACCAACACGGCAGCCAAAACUCAUCAGUGAUGCUGGACAUUCAGUAUUUUCCUCAGAUCUCAGUUUCUUCCAGCUGUAGCAGAACUGGUGUAACUGUGUGUUUCUGUGACACUGAUGGAAAUCCCUCUCCUGAACUGGAGUGGCUUCUGUCAGGACGUCCUGUCACUAACUCUUCAAACACGUUCAUCAGUGAAGAGCGAUUGAGCAGCACAGUCUUGAGGAGCUCCAUCACUCUCCAUCAGUCUCUCACAAACACAUCUACUCUGCAGUGUCUCUGCAGAAACACUCGAGGAACUGCGAGUUAUCUGUUUCAUCUGCCUUCAUCUGUUGAACGUUUGAAUCAUUUCUCUUUGCUGAUUGGAGUUGUUGUUGUGGCUCUGGUGGUCAUGUUGUUAAGCGCCAUUACAUGCAUCUGUGUACGAUUGUCCAGUAAGCAGAAGGCUCAGAAUGAGGCAGUAGACACAUAUGCUUCUCUUCAGCUCUCUGCUCCAGUCUCUGAAUAUGAGACUUUGAACAUUAAGCAACAAAUACACGUCUGAUCUCCUCCUCUGUCUUCCUCUGUCAGCUGUACUUUCAGGAUUUUAAAAAUACACAUAUCCAAUAUGAAAGACUUAUAAAAAACAAUGUUUCAUAUCUGAUACAUAAAGCACGAAGACCAAGCUUCACUACCAGAGAAAUAAACUAUUUUGACAUUUGAUUGGAGCUAAAUCUGUUUAGUUUAAUAAAUAAUUUUACGCAUUUAGAAACUUGUAAUAAAAUGUUAAGAUGGAAUAUAUGUGUGUUUAAUAUAUGUAUGAAAUACUUUAUAGUUAUUAAUCUAAUCACUUUUUUGUUGUUAUAUAGACUCUCUGAUAACAAAUAAAUAAUUCAUUUUCUACAUUGUCUUCUAAAAUGUACUGAACAUUCAGGUUUUUAAAUGAAUAUAUUCUGUAUGAAACACACAUACUGCUUGUUUUACACCAUGAAGAUAAAACAGAUGAUAAUCAUAAUUGACUUGGUGGUAAUUGUGGUAAUAAUGGCACUUUUGUAUAUAAUCACAGUGUAUCUGUUUGUAUCGCUAAAAAACAGUGAUGUCUUUUUAGCAGAAUGUAUAAAGUGGUUAUUUAGCAUUUUCUUAUGUUUCGGCUUUGAACACACUUGGCAAAGGGAACAGUGUCCUCUUUAUCUACUGUAUGUUCAGAGCCUAGUGAAACUCCAUGGUAAGACAAAACAAUCAAUUGAUUUAUUUUAUAGACCUUACAGUCUUAUAGGAUUUGUUGUUGAGAAAAGUUUGUAAGUCUUUAUAAUCUUUUGAGGUUAUUUAUUGAUCAUACUGUGGCUUCUAUUGUUUUCUUCAUAAGACCUCUGAAACGGAAACCUUGUGUUCUGUUUGUUUUUCAGAGGCACUGCCUCCUUCAGACUGCAGAUGAGUUUUAGUUCUGUGAUUCAACCAAUGAAAGACAAACUGCAGCAUCUUCCAAUAAGUGU